This is a messenger RNA of Microsporum canis CBS 113480, 696 nucleotides long. RefSeq names its product nitrogen starvation-induced glutamine rich protein. NCBI's taxonomy places the organism in Eukaryota, Fungi, Ascomycota, Eurotiomycetes, Onygenales, Arthrodermataceae. Bases 1 to 696 code for a protein of 231 amino acids. The transcript has 3 exons. The record is from RefSeq and is a predicted model, not a curated record.
AUGUCCGGAUACUACGGAGGACCCUCUCAGGGCGGCGGAUAUGAUAACUACGGUCAACAGCAAGGACAAUACCAUCAAGGCCAGGACCAGCAUCAACAGCAGCAGCAACAGCAGCCAUAUGGAGGCCAGUACCAAGGCCCUCCUCAGCAAGGUGGUUACUACGACCAAGCUCCUCAACAGCAGCAACAGCAUGGCUAUAAUGCCCCUCCUCAGCAUUAUGAAAACAGGGACCAGCAGCAGUAUGGCGGCGGGUAUCCUCCAGCUGGACAGCAGCCUUAUCAAGGUGAGAGUAAUGCGUACUACGGCGGUGGUCCACCACAGCAUGGCGGUAUGCAAGGGGCGCCUGCAUACCCUCAGGGCCCAGGCGGUCCAGGAGGGCCAGGAGGCCCCGAGGGCGAGAGAGGACUGGGGACUGCGCUGAUCGGAGCUGCUGGAGGGGGAUUUAUGGGUAACAAGCUUGGUGGGGGUGCAUUGGGCACCAUUGGUGGCGCUGUUAUCGGUGCUGUUGGAGCUAACGUCGCCGGACAUGCCAUUAAGGAAGCCUGUUGCAAUGCCAACUUUGCUGACCGUCAACAUAGCCAUAAGAAAAAGCACAAGGGCGACAAGAAACACAAGAAGGACAAGAAACACAAAAAGGAGAAGAAGAGGGGCCAUGGCUCCUCGUCAUCAUCCUCUGAUGGGAGCGACAGUGACUAA